AUGGGUAACAAAAAGGCCCCAGGACCGGAUGGGAUGUCUGUUCUGUUCUUCAAGCACUAUUGGGGGACUGUGGGCGAGGAUUUCUCUGAGGUUGUCUUGGAUUUUUUUUGGACGGACAUUAUGCAUAAAGGUGUUAACGCAACAAAUAUCGUCCUUAUCCCCAAGGUCCAAAACCCAAAAAGAAUGAACCAUUAUAGGCAUAUUUCACUGUGUAACGUGUUGUAUAAGGUUAUUUCUAAAAUCAUUGCUAAUAGAAUUAAGCCUCCGCUCCCUUUUUUGAUUUGUCCUACCCAAGCUGCUUUUGUUCCGGGGAGGAAUAUCCAGGAUAACAAUGUAAUCAUUCAAGAGAUUAUCCACUCCUUCAACAGGAAAAAAGGCAAGGAAGGAUGUUUUGCCAUAAAAAUUGACCUUAUGAAAGCCUAUGACAAACUGAGCUGGAAUUUUGUUAACCAUGUGCUUGCUGGGUUUGGGGCGCCGCAAAAGUUUCGGGGUUGGAUUUCCCAAUGCAUCACUACCACCUCUCUCAAUAUUUGCCUUAAUGGUGGUCAGUUUGGUAACAUCACCCCCUCUUGUGGUCUUCGUCAGGGUGACCCCUUGGGUGGCCCUAUACUCUCCCACAUUUUCUUUGUGGAUCACUUAAUCUUGGUUGGGAGAGCGAAUUUGGAAGAAGCUAAAAGUUAUUGGCAAUGCAUUGAGAGACAAAAGGAUGCCGACUUCAAUUUCAUCAUUGAGAACCUCAUGUCUAAACUUCAGGGAUGGAAAGCUAAGUCUCUGUCUAAAGCGGGUCGUGCUACUCUCAUAAAGUCUGUUGGCCUUUCCUUACCUAUGUAUGCCAUGCAAACGACCAAACUCUCAAGUUGCCUUGUGACUAAGAUUGAUGGAAUGGUUCCUGAUUUCUGGUGGGGGUCUGAAAAGGGUAACCAUGGCCUGUAUCUAAAAGCUUGGGAUAAACUUUUCCUUCCUAAGUCUUUAAGGGGGCUUGGGUUCCGAGCCUGUAAGUUGGUGGUGGACGGGAAGGAUACUAAUAUUUGGAAUUACCCUUGGAUCGCUCAUAGAAAAGGUUUCCUCCUUCGUUCUGACGGCUCCUCCACGGUUGGGGUAACCAAAGUUGCUGAUCUAUUGUUAAAUAAUGGGGGAUGGAAUAUCCCCUUGUUAAAUAGUGCUUUCGAUAAGGGUACUGUAUCUGAUAUCUUGAAAGGGGGUAAUCCAUCUGGACUGGCCAACGAUAAAUGGAUUUGGACGUUGGAAGGGAAUGGGCGGUUCUCGAAUAAAUCAACUUAUCUUGCUCAAGCCCUUGACAGAGCGCCUCUUUGUGAGGCCGCCCCGUGUCUUUGGAAUAGACUAUGGAACAGUAAAAUUUCUGAAAGACUGAAAACUCUUUGCUGGUGUAUUCUGGCCAAGGCUCUUCCUGUCCGUUCUGUGAUCGGCAGAAAAUUUCCCAUUGAGGAGGUGUUGUGUCCUCUGUAUGGGAUAGAGAAUGAAACUAUUAAACAUCUGUUCUUAUCUUGUAAUGUGGCUUUCUAUUUGUGGAGAUCCUCACCGUGGGGCAUUUUUCCUGUGUGUGAUACUGGCACCUGGAUGUGGGACUGGGUUAAAUUCAUUUGGGACCUUAAAAACAAAGGCAUCAAUUCUGAUGAGGUCUUCCUUUAUGCUUCGUUAACUGUGGACACCAUCUGGCGGAUCAUGAAUGAUAAGGUACAUAAUAACUGUCUCUUUGAUGUAACUAAAUGUAUUGAUAGUAUUCGCUCUUCUUUUACUGUUCACCAUGCGUCUGUGUUCCCUUGCUCUACUCCGUGCUUGAUGGAUGACUGA
Cannabis sativa is the source of this 1812-nucleotide messenger RNA. RefSeq lists its product as uncharacterized. The transcript has 4 exons. Lineage: Eukaryota; Viridiplantae; Streptophyta; Magnoliopsida; Rosales; Cannabaceae. The coding region runs from base 1 to 1812 and encodes 603 amino acids. The record is from RefSeq and is a predicted model, not a curated record.